This is a messenger RNA of Asterias rubens (European starfish), 4728 nucleotides long. RefSeq names its product xanthine dehydrogenase/oxidase-like. The transcript is spliced from 32 exons. NCBI's taxonomy places the organism in Eukaryota, Metazoa, Echinodermata, Asteroidea, Forcipulatida, Asteriidae. Gene Ontology annotation, molecular function: xanthine dehydrogenase activity; iron ion binding; 2 iron, 2 sulfur cluster binding. Bases 203 to 4243 code for a protein of 1346 amino acids. The record is from RefSeq and is a predicted model, not a curated record.
CUAUGGUUUAAACAGCUUUGAUACACAAGAGGGCGCCAUACCCUCACACUGAUGUAUGUACAUGUAUGAGCAUUGUUUGUAUUACCUUGUGCAAGCAAGCUUAUCCUCCAUGGUGCAAAGGUGAUUGUAAAAGGCUCCUGUCACUGAAGGUGUCAUGCAUGUCAAUCACUCUUUAGAGUAGAGCCUUCAGCCACUGACUAAGAUGGAGGGAACUGGAGGAAUUCGUUUUAGUGACCAUCGAGGUAGACCAUCAUGCAGUGACAUUCUUGUAUUCUUUUGCAAUGGAAAAAAGGUUAUAGAUCACCAUGCUGAUCCUUCGAUGACAUUGCUCUCUUAUCUUCGAACCAAAUUGCGUUUAACAGGAAGUAAACUAGGAUGCGGAGAGGGUGGGUGCGGUGCCUGCACGGUCAUGGUAUCCAAAUACUCGCCAGAGGACAAGUCCAUCAGCCAUCUUGCAGUGAAUGCAUGCCUGACUCCCAUCUGUUCUGUACACUGUAUGGCAGUCACCACUGUAGAAGGAAUUGGAAAUACAAAGACCAGACUCCAUCCUGUACAGGAGCGUCUCGCAAAGGCUCAUGGGUCUCAGUGUGGUUUCUGCACUCCAGGCAUUGUUAUGUCCAUGUACACCCUACUCAGGAACAGACCACAUCCUACCAUGGGGGAGAUAGAGGGUGCCUUGGAGGGGAACCUGUGUCGAUGUACGGGGUACCGGCCGAUUCUACAAGGCUUUAAAACAUUCACAAAGGAAGGAUGCUGUGGAAAAAAUGGCAAGAACUGCUGUAUGAGUUCGUCGUCGAAUAAUAUAGACCUCGGGGUUUCAACCAAACUUUUUGACCCGACCAAGUUCGUGCCCUAUGAUCCUACACAAGAACCGAUCUUUCCUCCAGAGCUGAUGAUGAUGGUAACAGAGAAGACACCUGUACUAAAGACCUUCUGUAGUGAUAAAGUGACAUGGUUUCGUCCAGUCACUUUAGAACAACUCCUGAAGCUAAAGUCUAAACACCCACAGGCUAAGAUGGUUGUUGGAAACUCUGAAGUUGGUGUGGAGGUAAAGUUUAAGAAUCAGCAUUAUUCUACUCUGAUUGAUGUCAAUCACGUACCAGAGCUAAAACGAAUUGAAGACACGCCCACUGGGGUCAGAGUAGGGGGGUCAGUAUCUCUGACGUCACUGGGGGAUCAUCUGAAGAAGCUUAUAGGCGCAGAACCAGAACACAAGACGAGGGUGUUCAGUGCGAUCGUAGAGAUGUUGCGAUGGUUUGCUGGACGUCAAAUCAGGAAUGUUGCCUGCCUCGCUGGUAACAUAACGACCGGCAGCCCAGUGUCUGAUCUCAAUCCUUUAUUAAUGGCAGCUUUGUGCACAGUUGAACUGAUGUCAAGCAAAGGUGGGCGCACGGUAACCUUGGACGGUAGUUUCUUUACUGGCUAUAGAAAGAACAUCAUUGAACCAGAGGAGAUCAUUAUCAACAUCAGUAUUCCAUUCUCGUCACAGAACGAGUAUUUUUACGGGUAUAAGCAAUCCCCACGUCGUGAGGAUGAUAUAGCAGUAGUCAAUGCAGGGAUGAGGGUUGCAUUGAUACCAGGGACUGAUAAAGUACAUGAUUGUACUGUGGCCUAUGGAGGAAUGGCUCCCACCACUGUCUUAGCAACAAAGACAAUGGAGAACAUCAAAGGGAAAAAUUGGAGCACUGGUUUGAUGGAGCACAUUACUCCGUUUCUGGUUGAGGAUCUACCCCUGGCACCAGGAGCUCCAGGGGGUAUGGAGAGCUAUCGUCAAUCACUGGCUCUCGGUUUCUUCUUUAAAUUCUACUUGGCCGUCUUGGGACAAAUCAAUCGCGAUGCGGUCAAUAUCAUUGGUUCAUCCAUCCCAGAAUCUUACAAAUCAGCCAAUCAGUCGUGGGAUAAGAACUCUGCACGGGGUGUACAAAUGUAUCAGGAAGUGCCGUCGGGUCAGCCAGAUUCAGACGCCGUAGGACGACCUCUGACCCAUCUAUCUGCCCUCAAGCAGACAACAGGAGAAGCAGUAUAUGUUGACGAUAUCCCUCACAUGGAUGAUGAGCUUUAUCUAGGGUUGGUCAUCAGUAAGAAGGCUCACGCUAACAUAAUAUCUGUUGACGCAACUAAAGCUUUGGCCGUUGAUGGAGUUCAUGCCUACGUAGACGUUAACGACGUACCAGGAUGCAACAGGUUUGGGCCUUCAUUGCUUUACGAUGACGUCCUCUUUGCAGACUCAAAGGUAACGUGUGUAGGUAUGGUGAUUGGUGUAGUAGUUGCUGACAAUCAAGCUAUAGCACAAGCAGCCGCAAAGAUCGUCGACGUGAAGUAUGAAGAACUACCUGUUGUGGUAACCAUAGAGGAUGCCAUUGAGAACAACUCAUUCUUCCCAAUCACCCGUGAGAUUAAGACAGGGAACGUAGAAGACGGUCUCGAGGGCUCAGAUGUUGUUAUCGACGGGGAGAUUAAGAUCGGAGCACAAGAGCACUUCUACUUGGAGACUUUCACCACGUUGGUUAUACCGAAGGAUGGGGAUGAGGUUGAAAUCAUAUCAGCAACACAGUCACUCACCAGAACACAGAGCCUUGUAGCUGAAGCUUUGGGUAUCCCAAUUCAUAAGGUGAUGUGUCACGUGAAGAGACUCGGAGGAGGGUUUGGAGGCAAGGAAUCUAGGACCUGUCUUCAUGCUGGUGUAUGUGCUGUUGCUGCCAAUAAAGUUAAUCGACCAGUGCGUUUAAUGUUGGACCGUAAUGAAGAUAUGCUGAUCACAGGAACUAGACACCCUAUCCUUGGCCGUUAUAGAGCGGGAGUCUCAAAGAGUGGCCAGCUGAGGGCGCUUCACAUCGAUUUAUAUGCAAAUUGUGGUCACACGUAUGACUGCUCAGCGGCUGUACUAGAAAGAGCAAUGCUUCAUGCUGACAACUGUUACAAAUGUACCAAUGUCAGGGUGACCGGUCAUUUGUGCAGGACGAACCUAGCUUCCAAUACGGGCUUUCGUGGCUUUGGAAGCCCGCAAGCCAUGCUGGUCGCAGAGACUGUUAUGUCGGAUAUCGCAACCAAAUGUGGCUUAAAUCCACUCAAGGUACGAGAACUAAAUUUCUACCAGGAGGGUGACCGUACUCAUUACGGUCAAGAGUUACAGAGUCUGUGUCUGGAACGAUGCUGGGAGCAGUGCAUUAACACCAGUAACUUUGUCAAUCGAAGGCAAGACGUGGAUGAGUAUAACAGAGCUAAUCGCUGGAGGAAGAGAGGUAUUGCUGUGAUACCAACAAAGUUCGGUAUCUCUUUUAACUGCAAAUCAUAUAAUCAGGCUGGUGCCCUAGUUCAUAUUUACGGGGACGGAUCGGUACUCAUUGCACAUGGUGGUACGGAGAUGGGUCAAGGAUUGCAUACCAAAAUGAUUCAAGUUGCUAGCCGAAUCUUGCGCAUACCGGCAGACAAGAUUCACAUCAGUGAAACAUCUACAUCUACUGUGCCCAACACCUCUUCAACAGCAGCUAGCUUCAGCUCCGAUUUAAACGGCAUGGCAAUAAAGGAAGCCUGUGAAACUCUCUUGCAUCGCUUGGAACCCUUUAUCCAGGACGAUCCUAAAGGGACUUGGGAAAGCUGGGUAAAUGCAGCAUACAUGAAUCGUGUCAGUCUGUCUUCAACUGGUUUCUUCAAAGCAAGGGAUCUUCACUUUGAUUGGGAGACCGGCCAAGGAGAACCCUACAACUAUUUUGUGUAUGGUGUGGCUGUUUCUGAGGUUGAGAUUGACUGCCUUACAGGUGGGCAUCAGGUUCUAAGGACAGACAUCGUUAUGGAUGUUGGAGAUAGCCUAAAUCCAGCCAUAGACAUUGGACAGAUUGAAGGAGCUUUCGUCCAGGGCUACGGUCUAUUCGUCUUGGAGGAUUACAGAGUGACCCCAUCGGGUCAUCUACUGACCAUUGGUCCAGGAUUCUACAAGAUUCCUGGCUUUGGUGACAUCCCCUCUGAGUUAAAUGUCAGCCUAUUGACGAGGGCACCCAACCCGUUCGCAAUCUGCUCUUCUAAGGCUGUAGGAGAACCACCUCUGUUCCUUUCAGCAUCAGUCUACUUUGCUAUCAAGGAUGCUAUCCUAUCAGCCAGGGAGGAUGCUGGUAUCAAGGGAUCAUUCCGCUUAGAUAGUCCAGCCACUGCCGAUAGAAUCCGUAUGGCUUGCCAAGACCAGUUCACUAAACAGUUUCCAUCGCCAGCGCCUGGUACAUACAAACCAUUCUUCGUUCGUCCUUAGGAAGGAUAAAUUGGACAAACGGCUGACUAAGUGGACAAAACUUGUUGGACAAAGCUCUAUAUGGCCUGCAAAAACGCCAGAAAAUGCUUUAUUUUUAAAGAUAAAACCAUAUUCAUGUAUAGAAAUGUUUAAUACCUGAGAUAAAUUACAAUCCUACGAGAGAUAAAUAAUUUGAAUCUUUUCAUAUAAAACUUGAAAUGUUUGCAAGGCCAGGUUUGCUAGUCAUGAUCAUUAUUAAUUUGUUUGUUUAAUACCAUCCAUCUAACCACAAUCAUGUCUGGCGUCCUAACCCAGCAACUGUUAUAUCAAUCAAACCAAAUAUUAAUAGAAUUUAUUACCAAAGAAAAUGGUGGACGUGACCUUUCUGGUCACCGCUAGUUACUAAUCUAUUCUUUGUUUAAAGAUGCUACGUCAGAUUUUUGGCCCCAAACAUUGAAAAAUAUACUUUUUUUGAGUGAAUGGUAUUUCAAAGAGUAUCACCCGCU